AUGAAUCACUUCAACAAUCAGCAAGAGGUCCCUGUAUCAUCUGCACCACAGGUUCAGGCCUAUUCUUCAGCUCCAUAUGUCAGCAGUACCCCACCACCUAUGGGCUAUCCUUCCAAGGAUGAUCCUGCAGCAGUAGGGUACCCCCAACAAAGGGUUCCAGAGGAAACCACAAGCAGGGGUGAUGGAUUUUGGAAAGGAUGUUGUGCUGCUUUAUGUUGCUGCUGCGCCCUGGAUUGUUGCUUCUGA
This is a messenger RNA of Sphenostylis stenocarpa, 246 nucleotides long. NCBI's taxonomy places the organism in Eukaryota, Viridiplantae, Streptophyta, Magnoliopsida, Fabales, Fabaceae. The record is from the annotation of a GenBank genome assembly.